Messenger RNA from Xiphias gladius (swordfish), 2845 nucleotides. RefSeq lists its product as uncharacterized. NCBI's taxonomy places the organism in Eukaryota, Metazoa, Chordata, Actinopteri, Istiophoriformes, Xiphiidae. The transcript is spliced from 4 exons. Gene Ontology annotation, cellular component: nucleus. Gene Ontology annotation, biological process: regulation of transcription by RNA polymerase II. Bases 732 to 2399 code for a protein of 555 amino acids. The record is from RefSeq and is a predicted model, not a curated record. Gene Ontology annotation, molecular function: DNA-binding transcription factor activity; RNA polymerase II cis-regulatory region sequence-specific DNA binding.
CAUCGACUGAACUAAAUAAGGAAGUUCAGCAAAAUAUCAGGUGAUCCACUUAAAACCUAACCCGUUUUUCAAAAAUAUAUGUUCAAUUGGUAAGGAAGCGAUAAAGUGGUACUUAUGUCAGUGACUAAUUACCAAUGCACAAUUUUCGACCAACCAAGCGUCAUUCUUCAACAGAAAACCAUUCAGCAGAAUUUAUUAAGAUUGUCCCAUCUCACGACCCGUAUUUAAAAUCACGGAAGUGCGGUUGUUUACGGAAUCCAGGGGAAAUGCGAUAGCUCAACGGAAAACAGUUUGUAACGGUAGAUUUCAGCUAAACCAUCGCAUUACGUGAGCUACAAAACCCAUCUUGCACUAAACAAGACCUGUAUGCAUGUUAAAUAUGGCAUUUUUAUUUUUCCUAUUGUUGCUUUUCGGAUGGUGGUCGUAAUCAAAACUAAGGUAGCAGGCUAGUUAGCUUACACUGGCGUUACACUCGAUUCUACAGUUUGUUUACCAUUAGGUUUGGUUUGGUGGAAUUAACCACACGGUAAACGGGGACCAUCAAAAUAUACGUCUACAACCUGCCUAACAUUGAGAGCCGAGUUUAAGAAACUGGCGAAUCCAGUUUAAAGAGACCGACAUUGGCUGUAGCCAACAAAUGUCACUCCACGAAAGGCUUUAAAGUGCCGGUCGGAAGCUGCCUUCUCUUCAGUUUCGUCUUCCGUCCAGAGUUAUAACACAGCAUUGUCAUAAUGGCCGAGACUAUAGUCACGUUCCAGUCCCAGCUUUCUGGUGUAAUGGAAACGGUCUUCAAGGCUGCCAUGUAUGAAAUCACCCGGCUGGUGGAAGAUAGUUUUUUGGAAGAGGUGACACGGUGCAGGGAGCAGGUCGAGUCCCUGAAGAGGCGACUGAAGUGGUCGGAGAGUCGACGCAAGGAAAGAGAGGGAGACAGGAGGGGGAGGUGCGUUGACUGCGGGAGAUUCGGGGUGUCUGGUGAGGAGAAACCAAGACCUACAGAGAAAGGUCUGAAACAAGAGAGUGUGCUGCAAGAGGAGAUUAAUAGCUCUCAGGGCACUGAUGUAGAGACACCUGAUCAUGAAUUGGAAGAGGCAAAACCAGAGGCCCACAGUGCCACGAGGGCAACACAGUCUCCAGGUGUACAAGGUGAAAAGUUGGAUAGACUGCUCAAGGAGGAAGCCCUUCGCAUCACGCCAGAAACCCAAGAGGAAUGGGGAGUCAAUUUAGAUGAAACAGACACAUCAGGUCUGCCGGGGCCCAGUAGACGUUUCAUUGACAACAAGAUCCCAAAGUGCCAUGUGAACUGGGAGGUUAGCUUUGACCACAGGCCAGAAUCCGGCCAACAUGGACACUCAGGUGACCCAUCUGAACCACUUUUCCAGAACAGGUAUAGUAUGGAAGACUUGGGCGGCUUUGACAAGACUGGCUAUGGCGAUGCCAGCAUGAUAGAAAUGGGUAACUUAGAUGGGUUACAAGCAUCGCCAUCUCACAUGGGUGAGGAUCUGAGUUACAUGGGGCACUAUGAGGGGGAUGUGGAAGCACCUGAAGGAGCUGAAAAUCAAGCGUACCAAACAGGUUUCCCACGGAAUAGAAAGGGUACAGUCAGUCCACCUGCAGGCUCACCCUCAAGGACUAACAUUGAUGUAAGUGGAGAGUUCAGCUGUUUAUUGAUUAAUGAGGAAGGGUAUCUACAGGACCCGAGCAUCUUGUACCCUGAACACGUGUCUGGUGAUUCAGGCAGCAGAUUGAACUACCGUGGCCAGGGCAUUCGAAUUGACCCAUCUUUAGACAGUACAGAGGAUAUGUAUGGGGCCUCUGAUACAUACAGUGAUACCUUAAACCUGGGAGAGCGGUUGCAGCAUCAGGCAGCAGGGAGAGGAGGGAGGAGACACACUUGUAACCAGUGCUCCAUGUCAUUCCCGGAUUCUGCCUCUCUCAAGGCUCACAAGCAGACACAUAAAGGCACCGGACAAGGGCCGCCAUACUCCUGCACCCAGUGCGGGAAGACCUUCACCCAAGCCUGUAACCUCAAAGUCCACCAGAGGAUUCACUCUGGGCAGGGGCUCAACCUCUGCAGCCACUGUGGAAAAGGUUUCCCUUCUUUCUCUGAUCUAAAGACACAUAAAUGUGGCCAAACAGGUGACAAACCUUACUGCUGCAAUGUAUGUGGGAACAAGUUCAGCCGUCUCUGGAAUCUGAAGUUGCACCGGAGAAUUCACACGCAGGAAAAACCUCAUCGGUGCACCAUGUGUGAUAAGAGCUUCACCCGGGCAGACAUAUUGAAGGUUCACCAGCGUACCCACACGGGGGAAAGACCAUACUGUUGCACUGUCUGUGGCCUCAGCUUCAAACGCCUGGAUCAUCUGAAAUCACAUCAGCGCAAACACAUGACAGACCUAUAAAACAAGGGAAGUUUGGGGAAGGAGCAUCAGAUCAUUUAAGAUUCUUUGUGGUAGUAGGAGGUUUGAAAAUGAAUGUUUUUAUUUGUGAAGCACUGUUGGUUCUCAUCAACAUUGCACCAAACCAAAGUCAUGUUUUUUGGUCAGAUCAUUUUUUUUCUUCUCUUCAAGUGUACAUCCUCUGAUUUUCAUUCAAGAAUUUUGUUGGUAUGAAAAAUGUACGACAAAAAUAACAUCAAAUACCCAUUUAUUGCUACAUAUUUUGUUACUGAAAAAUUACUCACUUUAUGUAAAAUUGGCUAAAAGGCUGAGUAACAAUGUCCAUGUGAUUACAUUACAGAUUCAAAAUGAAACUAAAUAAUGUGCUGGAUUUUUUGGUCUCAUUCUUUUAUCAUUGGAUACUCUCCCAUGUCUGAUUAUUUUCUGUAAAUAAAACAAAUGAGGCCAAA